GGGACUCCGUUACUUGGAAGAGUUGCUCCUGCUGGGGCGUUCAGUAAUAACUCUAUUACCUUCCCGACAACCACACCGCUACCACUCACAACCAAGCCAGGCCAGUGUGUGUGUGUGUGUGUGGUGCAACAGUGAUAACAGUGACUAACCACACAGGGAGGAUAUGAAGUUUUUAAUGACAAAUUGUGUUAUGAGAUUUUACAGAAGAAUAAAAUUGACGCUGAGGAAGAGGGAAGCUUUUGGCCUGAUUACCUUCGUAUGUAUCGUACUGCUGAACAUCUUACUGAUCACAGGUCACCUUCGACAGCAAUCCAGGGAAGUUUAUCCUUAUGGAAGUUCUCACACCCGGAAAAACUUCAUCCACUCUGGCGGACAAUUUACAAUGACCUACAAUCAGUCAUCUUUAACAAUUAAGGAUGUUCCUGAAUCAUUCAAAAGCAGUGCAGUCUUGAAAAACUCGAGUGAUGAUGUUACAGGUCGACAGUUUGAGGGCAAUCAAACCCACAAUACACAGUCUGUCCUUGUAUUAACGUCAGUAGGUCGAAGUGGAUCCAGUUUUCUAGGUGAAUUAUUGGCUUCACAAGGACACAACUUAUAUAUUUACGAGCCCGUCAGGAUACUUAAAAAAUCUGACCAAAAUGAGGAAAAUGUAAGAGCUGAAAUACUAAGAAAUUUCCUUUGUAAUCUAAGAGAAGAUCUUCUAGGUGUGGGUAAGUCUCCCUCCGUCAGCAUCAAGCAUCCUUAUACAUAUGGCAAGACGAAGGGCGAUGUGGUCUUGUCGAGAAUAAUAGACUACUGCAAGAUGGAACCUCUCAGGAUUAUUAAGACAAUCCGUACUCGUCUUGCCUGGAUGAAACCGUUACUGGAUGAUAAAUAUCUCAACCUCAAAGUGAUUCAUUUAGUACGUGACCCUCGAGGUUCAUCUCUAUCCAUAACCAAAGUGGAGUGGACGUUGACUACAGAGACUAUCUGCAGUAGGAUCCUGGAGGAUCUUGAGCAGCGGCGAGAAAUGGAACAGCUUUAUCCUGACAAAUAUUAUUUCUUAAAGUACGAGGACCUGUGUAGGGACCCGUACGGCAGGACCCGAGAUGUCUUCAGGUUCCUCAAGAGAGACACCUCCAAUGAGGCUCAACGUGGUAAUGCGUCUCGUGUGGGUAAAUUUCACUCAAGUGUUGGUGAUUUCGAUAAUAACAACGAAAGAUAUAAAAAAAAUGAUGCAGGUUCUUUUAAUGAUCUGCCGGAGGGUGUACUAAAUUACUUACAGUCUCACACACAUGUUAAUAUACUAACAGAGAAGACCCCUUGGACCACAGUACGGGACACACGAGGCAUCUACCAGAAGUGGAGGCAGAGUGUGACACAGGAACAACUGACGGAUAUAGAAACUCAUUGUCGUGGUGUUCUUCAUAUUUUGAAUCAUAAGAUUUUUGGUAGUGUUAAGAUAGCGAGAAACAUGUCUGUGUCUCUGAAUGAUGAGAACCUCUAACAGUAACGAAACAGUGAAAAUAUUAAAAGCUUUUAAAAAUCACAAAUACAAAAAUACUCCUUUGAAACCUGAUUCUUAUUUAGUUUUCUUUUUAUAAUAUAAGUAAAGAACUUAAAUCAAAUAACCCGGGCCAAUCCCCCAUUAUCUGUUGAGCCAAUCAGUGACAUAUCUACCUCCCCUUCCAUACAGGUACAAACUCGGCCUCCUCGCUUUAUUUAUCAUAUUUUUGAAACAUUUACGAAUUACCUUUAGCCAAAAUAUUAAGAAUAAGAUGUGUAAGUGAUAUUGCUGGAAACUGAUCGAAGACGACGAGAAAAAGGAUUAUUUUAGAGGUGAAAACUGGACCAAGUAGUGGAGAGAAGGAAGCAGAGAUCUUGCAGCUCCCGGCGGAGACGUUGUUGGUGUGUUGGGUUCUUGGCCAAGAGGAAGCUGGUGAAGGUGAGGGUGCUGGCCAUAGUGUCGUAACCAGCCAGGAGGAACAACACGCUCUGGGCUAUGAUGGUGUCGU
Homarus americanus (American lobster) is the source of this 1994-nucleotide messenger RNA. Its product is annotated as carbohydrate sulfotransferase 1-like. Gene Ontology annotation, molecular function: N-acetylglucosamine 6-O-sulfotransferase activity. Gene Ontology annotation, biological process: sulfur compound metabolic process; N-acetylglucosamine metabolic process. NCBI's taxonomy places the organism in Eukaryota, Metazoa, Arthropoda, Malacostraca, Decapoda, Nephropidae. Bases 164 to 1486 code for a protein of 440 amino acids. The transcript is spliced from 6 exons. The record is from RefSeq and is a predicted model, not a curated record.